AUGUUAGUUUUUCUCGCAUGGUGCGCCUUGCUGGUGCAAGCGGGUGAAGAAAACAUAACGGCCGUUUCCACGCGCUCUGAUAAAUACUACGACGAAAUGUGGUACCGCUUCUGGACAUUUCCGGUUACGAUGGCCAUCAAAGCUAAGGUGGUCAUGUGGAUUCUGUUCAUCACAUACUUCAGCACGAUCAUGCAAGCGAUCGUAUACCAGAAGUCGGAGCCGCAGCUGCCCGAAAUCUACUCCGUACCUGCAAAUGCCGAUUGGGGGUAUUCUUCUUUCAAUAGCUGGGGGUGA
This is a messenger RNA of Anopheles nili, 294 nucleotides long. RefSeq lists its product as uncharacterized. Lineage: Eukaryota; Metazoa; Arthropoda; Insecta; Diptera; Culicidae. The transcript is spliced from 3 exons. The record is from RefSeq and is a predicted model, not a curated record. The coding region runs from base 1 to 294 and encodes 97 amino acids.